UUGUAUCGUUUGUUUAUGUACACUUACUGUUGAGAACUAUGGAGUAAGGUUAAGUUACAGAUGUUUCAGAAUUAUUGCCACAAUGAUUUUGUAAACUGUUCCGUUGUUAGGUAAAGGCGGAUGACUGCACUAUUUCAAUUGAAAUGAAUUAUUAAGGAUUAUAUUUUUAAGAGUCUUGAUACUGUCAUUCCGAACGAGGUUUGUUCAGUUUUAUAAACUUUUCGAAGAACUGAAGUUAUUUUAGAAUGAUCUCCAUUGUACUCCAAAACGACUCACCUUUAGUUUGGAAAGCAUCUGAUUGGAUAAAGAUCCGAGAAGAGCACAGGAUCGUAGGCAGCCUGAUCGGUUGUCUAGUCGGAUUACCAAGACAAGACACAUUUCAAGGUCUCCCCCUCAUGUUACUCAAGGAGGAAGUAACUUUACUUCUUGAGAAGAAUUUAGCCUGUGUCAUCAGUGAUUCUGCUCUGUCUCAAAGACCUGAUGAUCAGUCAAGAGAAAAAUAUUCGUUGUAUAAAGAAGAAAAUAAGAAAGAACAGUUGCAGUGCUAUGAAGCUCAACGUAAAGAACAGAUAACAUCUCUGAUUGACAGAAUAAUUGAGGGGAAACGAAGAAAGCGGUUGGGUCUCAGUACAAAGAAGAAAAAAAUAAAUGAUCAAGAUAAUUCUAAUAGUGAAGAAACACUGUCAUCUGACUUUGAAUUAGAUCGAGAUGAGAUUUUGAAGAUUGAACUAAACAAAUCGUCUGCUAGUCUUUCUCCACCUCUGCUAGUACAAACAUUUUUAAGUGAACAUUGGACGAAUGAAUCUGAAGAAACUGUGAAAUGGAGGUUUCCAGAAACUUCACAUGAAAGACUGAGAUAUUCCACUUUUAAAGACCUUUGGGAAAAAGGUUUUUAUAUUACUGAAGGACAUAAAUUUGGCGUCGACUACCUUGUGUAUCCAGGAGAUCCUGUGAAGUUCCAUGCUCAGUUCUUGGUGGUCUGCAAAGAUUACAACGAGACAUUUUCUACAGUUGAUUUCAUCUCAUAUGCUAGACUAGGAUCAAUAUCGAGAAAAACGUUUGUGAUUGCAACGAAGCCAUCAGAUAGUGAAAAUGUUGUAUAUCAAUCAAUUCAGUGGGCUGAAAAAUCUCAAUAGAAUCCCUUAUAAGCAGUAUUUUACAAAGUCAUGUUCAGUUUUUUUGGAAAAAGAAACAGAAACCAAUACAUUGUUUUUAAGUAAUGUAAAUAAUGACAGAUAAGAAUCACUACAAUUUUAUACAAAUUUGUAUUUUUUAGAAAAAAAAUAAAUGUUGUUAU
Messenger RNA from Homalodisca vitripennis (glassy-winged sharpshooter), 1297 nucleotides. It is a transcript of the gene Tsen34, whose product is annotated as tRNA-splicing endonuclease subunit Sen34. The coding region runs from base 246 to 1136 and encodes 296 amino acids. The transcript has 5 exons. NCBI's taxonomy places the organism in Eukaryota, Metazoa, Arthropoda, Insecta, Hemiptera, Cicadellidae. Gene Ontology annotation, biological process: tRNA splicing, via endonucleolytic cleavage and ligation; tRNA-type intron splice site recognition and cleavage. Gene Ontology annotation, molecular function: nucleic acid binding; tRNA-intron lyase activity. The record is from RefSeq and is a predicted model, not a curated record. Gene Ontology annotation, cellular component: tRNA-intron endonuclease complex.